This is a messenger RNA of Diaporthe citri, 1194 nucleotides long. RefSeq lists its product as uncharacterized. The record is from RefSeq and is a predicted model, not a curated record. Lineage: Eukaryota; Fungi; Ascomycota; Sordariomycetes; Diaporthales; Diaporthaceae. The coding region runs from base 1 to 1194 and encodes 397 amino acids. The transcript is spliced from 4 exons.
AUGGCGACCGAAGAGAAGGAGAUCGAUUACUCUCUCAACAACCCGGACACCUUGACCAAGUAUAAGACCGCGGCCGAGAUCUCCGAGAAGGUCCUCGCUGCUGUCAAGGAUCUCUGCGUCGCUGGCGAGAAGAUCUCCGACAUCUGCGGCAAGGGCGACCAGCUGCUCGAGGAGGAGAUCUCCAAGGUCUGGCGUGGAAAGAAGGUCUCCAAGGGUUUUGCUCACCCUACCACCGUCUCCCCCAGCUCCUAUGUCACUCCAUACACCCCCCUGAAGACGGACGAGAAGGAGGCUGCCAUUGAGCUUCAGGAGGGCGAGCCUGUCAAGAUCCAGCUUGGUGCCCAGAUCGAUGGGUUCCCCUCGAUUCUCUGCGACACCAUCAUCGUCCCGGCCAAGGACAAGAAGACCGACGUCAUCGAGGGCAAGAAUGCCGACCUGAUGCUGGCCACCCACUACGCCAAUGAGCUGCUGCUCAGACUGAUGAUCCCCCCUGGAACGCUGGCCUCUGGCACCGACGAGGAGAAGGCCAAGGCUGCGGCUGCCAAGCCCAAGACCCAAGCCCAGAUCAACGACCUGGUCCAGAAGAUUGCCAAGAGCUACGAUGUCAACAUUGUCGAGAGCACCACCUCCUGGCUCUUUGGUCGUAACGAGAUCGAGGACAAGAAGAAGAUUGUACUUGCGCCGGGCGAGGGUUCCAAGGGAGAUGGCACCCCCGAAGUCGGCGAGGUCUGGGGCGUCGAAAUUGGCAUGAGCUCGGGUUCAGGCAAGGUCAAGCAGAUCGACCAGCGGUCCACCCUGCACCGUCGCACUGCCCAGCAGUAUGGCUUGAAGCGACCCACCUCUCGCAAGAUCUACUCCGAGGCCCAGAAGAAGUUUGGCUUCUUCCCAUUCAGCUUGAGGCAGCUCGAGGACGAGAAGGACGCCAAGACCGGCGUUGUCGAGUGCGUCCGCAGCGGUGUCUUCCGGCAGUACGAGCUCGUCGGCGACAAGGACAAUUCCCCGGUCGUCAGGACAUGGACCACUAUCGCCAUCACCAAGAACGGUAUUACGAGGCUCGGAGGGCCCUCCGCCUGGGACUUGACCAAGUUCAAGACCGACAACAAGAUCACGGAUGAGGAAAUUCUGAAAAUCCUCGAGCUUCCCCUUGCCAAGAACAAGGGCAAGAAGAAGAAGAAGACGACCACCGAGUCGUAA